Molecule: messenger RNA, 3237 nt
Organism: Lithohypha guttulata
Lineage: Eukaryota; Fungi; Ascomycota; Eurotiomycetes; Chaetothyriales; Trichomeriaceae
Exons: 1
Coding region: 1-3237 (1078 amino acids)
Biological process (GO): phosphatidylinositol dephosphorylation
Molecular function (GO): phosphatidylinositol-4,5-bisphosphate 5-phosphatase activity
Source: RefSeq, a predicted model, not a curated record
AUGUCUCUAAAGCCCACCGAUACGGAUCGUCGGCGGUGGUCGUCCAGAGAUCCCUGGUCCCCAGGCGUGCAUCCUCCCGGAGCCUAUCCUCCGUCGCCAAACGGAGACAGACCACAGCAUUCCAACCUAAGAAGCGUGAAUGAAGUUCUUAAAUCUCGCCGGGAUGAGUAUGUGCGAAAGAAAACAAUCAAAAUUAAGGUGGGGACAUGGAACGUUGCAGCCUUUGACAAGUGUUACAAGGACCUCGGUGCAUGGUUUGCUGAAGGUCUCGGUGUCAAAGGCUUGACUCAGGAUUUGGCUGGUCUAAGAGCGAGCACGAAUGGAGAAUCCGAUGACGACCUCUACGAUUCUGAGAUCGAAUCGGUGGAAGAGCAGGAGGCAAGAUAUACAAAGAAGGAUACUACUGUACCACUGCACGACUCUCCGGCUGUGCCGAGCGGGAAAGAGGUGGAUUUAUACGUGCUUGGGUUGCAGGAGGUAAUAGAUGUAUCUUCUGUCACUGAAGCCAUGAAACCCUAUACCGAUCCAAAUCCUGGAAAGAAGUGGAAGCGGGCACUCAAGAAACACCUUCCAGCUGGUUACAAGAAGGUGGUCGAGCAUCAACUGAUUGGCCUGCUAUUGGUAGUCUUUGCUUCUCCGGAGCUGGCGCCUCAGAUUUCCUCUGUUGACUCUACAAGUGUCGGCACUGGUUUGAUGGGCUACCUUGGCAACAAAGGGGCUGUCUCUGCUCGCGUUCUUUUGGGCGAGAGCACUCGCAUGUUGUUUGUAAACUGUCAUCUUGCUGCUGGAGCCGAUUCGACUGCUCUGGCUAGAAGGAUAUGGGACACUCAACAAAUCGUGUCGCGUACCAAGUUCGAGCCUGUUGGUGAUGAAUGGGUUGGCAGUACUGGUCGACCAGAGAUUAUCGGUGACGAAGACUUCGCAUUUUGGUUCGGUGAUCUUAAUUACCGCCUAGACGAUAUUCCUGGCGAAGAUGUGAGACGCCUGUUGUUACUCCACGCUAGAAACGAAUACGACGUGCUUAACGCGUCGAAGCGUAGGAUCGACAGCGAAUUAGGUUACCAGCCACAAUUGCCCUCAGACCAUCGGCCUGACAACCAUUAUGAUGGUGAAGGAAUCGAGCGAGCUGCUACUCAGAGUAAAGCAGCCCCAGAUCUCGAUCCUACCAAUGACCCUGCUUCGCUGCAAACCACACUCAAGUCACUCUUUACACACGAUCAGCUUCGAGCCCAGCAGAAAGCGCGAAAAGCCUUCCACGAAGGAUGGCGUGAAGGUGACAUCAAUUUCCUCCCGACCUACAAGUACGAUGUCGGCUCUGUCGCUAUGUUCGAUUCCAGCGAGAAGAAGAGAAGUCCUAGCUGGUGUGACCGCAUCCUCUAUCGCUCACGUCGUGAUUACGAACAAUACCAACAAAGACUUCAGAUGGAAGCAGAAUCUGCCAGAAGAGAUGAGGAGAUGCAAAGAAAGGGCUUAGGGGACGCCAGCUCGCACGAGGAUGUUCUAUUCGACUACGACCCAGAUGCGGAUGGCGACAGUUACGAUGACGAUGCCGAAUUCCAAGAUAAUAAUCGCGACGCAGAACUAGUUCGUACCAAGUCUGGAUCUGAAGACACUAUCGCAUUGGAGGAAUAUGUCUCGCAUCAGCGAGUCUUGUCCUCCGACCACAAGCCUUUAUCAGCAGUCUUCACUUUGACCUACGACUCAGUUGAUCAAGAGCUAAAGGCUAAAGUCAUGAGACAAGUCACGAAAGAAUUUGACAAAGUUGAGAACGAGUCUCGUCCAACCGUCACACUGGUACUUGAUCACCAUCCAUUUGCCGCUUCCGUCACUGACAGAUCGGCAGACACUCCCGAGUUAAAGCUCGUUGACUUUGGCGAUAUACGAUAUCACGUCCAAUAUGAACGCCACCUGACCAUAGCCAACACAGGCCAAAUUGAAGUACUUUUUGCUUUUGUGAGUGGUCCAAGUGAUAAUGGUGACAAGCUCAGUCCGAUUCCUGCUUGGUUAGAUGUCCAGAUUCACCACGACAUGAAUACGGGGAAAGCCGGACCACCUGAUUUGGGCCCUGUAAAACGGUAUAGAUUAUUACCCGGUGAGACAACGGAUAUCGCGUUACUUGUGGAAAUCACCCAGCCGGGAAUGGUCAAGCAUCUGAACUCCGGAGACAUGGUGUUAGACAACAUCUUAGUUCUCCGCAUAUCAAAUGGCAGAGAUUACUUCAUCCCAGUGAAAGGCAAAUGGCUACAGACCUGUUUCUACCGCAGUAUUGACGAGCUUGUACGCAUCCCUUCUGGUGUGCGAAGUUUGACUUUGCACAAGGAAGACGCUGAGGCACAACGUCAGCCAUCGAAAAAUAUACUGCACUCCGCGCCUCAGGAGCUCUUUGUAUUGACCGACAAGAUUCCUCAAAUGGUCGAGCGUGUGGUUGCUGACUGGGAUAUGUUGCAUAACCAAGACGAGCCUCCUUGGAAUUUUGGCACAACAUGGCCAUUCCUGGUAAUGACUGACACAACCGAGAGUUCCUUGAGAACAGAGCAGCUCGCGGACAUUCGAGAAGCCCUUGAUACAGCCUCAUCCAUAGACGAUCUCCUAAGUCCGACCACAGAUCCACUAAAUCAGCUAGUCUUGCUUGCAGAAACCCUUGUCCAUUUUCUGCAAUCACUGACCGACGGCAUUAUCACGAAUAAUGUUUGGAAGGAGAUUGAAUCGAGGUUGCAAAUCCACGAAAAAUCCAAGCAACCUCUGUCGCACGAAACGUUGCAAGACAUAGUGAUGGAAGCAAUGUCAACAACACCAAUACACAGUGUCUCGCUUACAUUCAUAACUUUUAUGCUCAAUCGUCUCGCCAACGAGAUCUGUGCUAAUUCAGCACAGCAGGACAGAUCAGUCGAUCCGGUGGGUCGGUCAAGGUCGUCCACCUCAGCAAGCGCCAUGUCAGACGUCUCACUUUCAAGCAUCAAGUCUGGUGGUUCUACAAAAACGAAGAGAUCACUCUUGUCAUCACUCACUGGGCGAAGUUCAAACUUAGACAUGACAGCGACAUCCACUUCAUCUACUAUAGACGGAGCUCAUUCUACAUCCGCAUCAAAGGCACAACUUGCGCACAAGUAUGCAGAGGUCUUUGCACCACUGGUGAUUCGAUCGGAUCAGGACCACAAAACGAAGGAGAAAGCCAGUAAGGCGCAAUUAGCUCGCAAAGUGAGAGUACUAGAGGUCUUCUUGAACCAGGAAAUGUAG